Molecule: messenger RNA, 3968 nt
Organism: Lemur catta (Ring-tailed lemur)
Lineage: Eukaryota; Metazoa; Chordata; Mammalia; Primates; Lemuridae
Gene: JMY
Product: junction mediating and regulatory protein, p53 cofactor
Exons: 11
Coding region: 501-3461 (986 amino acids)
Biological process (GO): positive regulation of apoptotic process; 'de novo' actin filament nucleation; intrinsic apoptotic signaling pathway by p53 class mediator
Cellular component (GO): cytoplasm; nucleus
Molecular function (GO): Arp2/3 complex binding; transcription coactivator activity; actin binding
Source: RefSeq, a predicted model, not a curated record
GCGAUGCUGAGGCUUAGAGUUUAGGAGACGAGUCCAUCCGUGAGGCCGGUCCUGGGCGUUCGGCAGCAGGAGGAGCCGGGGCGGGGAGAUCGGCCCGGGCGAGCCGCGGGGACGCACGCAUCGCUGCCGGACCUCGCGGGACCGCGCUCCCCCCCAGAGCGCCGCAUACGCAGCCACACGGCCUCGUGUGGGGGGCGGCGGGCGGCCGCGAGGCGCUGCCGCAGCGCGGGGCUUGUAAACAGAUCCGGCCGCACGUGACCAUGUGAACUACCUGCUCCCGGGACGCCUUAUUGUCCUUCCCGCGAGCAACGCCACAAAGGAGCCGGGCGGUCCGAGUGCGGAGGGACCGGCGAACGAGCGGGGAGAGCCGGCCGGCCGGCUCGCUAAGAUGGCUGAAGGCGCCCGGCGAGGGUGAGCGGGGGGCGCGGCGCAGCCAGCCGGGGAGUCCUCGGGCGGGCAGGGCCGGCGGCCCUCCUCCGCGGCCCCAAGCCGGGGCCACCAUGUCGUUCGCGCUGGAGGAGACGCUGGAAUCGGACUGGGUGGCUGUGCGGCCCCAUGUGUUCGACGAGCGCGAGAAGCACAAGUUCGUGUUUAUUGUGGCCUGGAACGAGAUCGAGGGCAAGUUUGCCAUAACCUGCCACAACCGGACGGCCCAGAGGCAGAGGAGCGGCUCCCGGGAGCAGGCGGGGGCGCGAGGGGGCUCCGAGGCCGGCGGACCUGCGUCGGACGCGAGCCGCGGGCCGGGCAGCCCGGCAGGCAAGGGCCGGCCAGAGGCCAUUGCUUCUGCCACUCCGGUCAGGAGCCCCGGGCCCCGGCGGAACCCCGCCUGGGCAGAGGGCGGUUCUCCGCGGAGCACGCGAAGCCUUCGGGGAGACCCGCUGCUGCGGACUCCGAGCGGCAAAGGAGAGGAGAGUUCUCUCAGAAGCCCCGUGCGGGCCAAGCCCACCCCGGUCCGGAGGGCAUCUGAAGCCAGGGAUGCAGCGGGGGCUGCCGCUGCGGCAGCCCGGCCAGCACCCAGAGAGGCUCCGGUGUCCUCCGUGCGGGUAGUGAGCGCCUCUGGGGCGGUCUCCGAGGAGAUCGAGGUGCUGGAAAUGGUGAGGGAGGACGAGGCGCCCCUGGCGGACUCGGAGCAGCCGCUGCCUGCCGCUGACCUGGAGUCUCCCGCCGAAGAGUGCAGCUGGGCCGGACUCUUCUCCUUCCAGGACCUGCGCGCCGUGCACCAGCAGCUGUGCUCAGUGAACUCGCAGCUGGAGCCGUGCCUGCCGGUGUUCCCAGAGGAACCCUCGGGCAUGUGGACUGUGCUGUUCGGGGGCGCCCCCGAGAUGACCGAACAGGAGAUCGACACCUUGUGUUACCAGCUGCAGGUCUACCUGGGCCACGGCCUGGACACCUGCGGCUGGAAGAUCCUCUCCCAGGUGCUCUUCACUGAGACCGACGAUCCCGAGGAGUAUUAUGAAAGCCUCAGCGAGCUGCGGCAGAAAGGCUACGAAGAAGUGCUUCAGAGGGCUAGGAAGCGCAUCCAGGAGCUGUUGGAUAAGCACAAGAAUACAGAGAGCAUGGUGGAGCUUCUGGACUUGUAUCAGAUGGAGGACGAAGCCUACAGCAGCCUCGCAGAAGCUACUACGGAGCUCUAUCAGUAUUUACUACAGCCAUUCCGAGAUAUGAGAGAACUUGCCAUGCUACGAAGACAGCAGAUCAAGAUUUCCAUGGAGAAUGACUAUUUGGGACCCCGAAGAAUUGAGAGUCUACUAAAAGAAGAUGCUGACUGGCAGCGGAAGGCUCACAUGGCUGUACUGUCCAUUCAAGAUCUUACUGUCAAAUAUUUUGAAAUAACAGCUAAAGCUCAAAAAGCUGUGUACGACCGAAUGCGAGCAGAUCAGAAGAAAUUUGGUAAAGCAUCAUGGGCAGCAGCUGCUGAACGUAUGGAAAAACUCCAGUAUGCAGUUUCUAAGGAGACUUUGCAGAUGAUGAGAGCUAAAGAGAUCUGCUUAGAACAGAGGAAACAUGCACUGAAGGAAGAGAUGCAGAGUUUGCAGGGUGGUACAGAAGCUAUAGCCCGAUUGGAUCAGUUAGAAGCUGAUUACUAUGAUCUGCAACUUCAGUUGUAUGAAGUACAGUUUGAAAUCUUGAAGUGUGAAGAGCUACUAUUGACAGCACAACUAGAAAGCAUCAAAAGACUUAUAUCGGAAAAGAGAGAUGAAGUGGUGUACUAUGACACUUACGAAAGUAUGGAGGCAAUGCUGGAGAAGGAAGAGAUGGCAGCGUCUGUGUACUUACAGAGAGAGGAGCUGCAGAGACUUCAGCAGAAAGCACGCCAGCUGGAAGCAAGGCGCGGACGGGUUUCAGCUAAAAAAGCAUACCUCAGAAAUAAAAAGGAAAUUUGUAUUGCAAAACACAAUGAAAAAUUCCAACAGCGUACUCGGAGUGAAGAUGAAUAUAGAACUCAUCACACAGUACAACUAAAGAGAGAAAAAUUACAUGAUGAAGAAGAAAGAAAAAGCAUCUGGGUUAGCCAAGAGCGACAGAGAACGCUGGAUAGACUUAGAACGUUUAAACAGAGGUAUCCUGGGCAAGUUAUACUUAAAUCAACCAGAUUACGACUGGCUCAUGCAAGAAGAAAAAGUAUAGUAAGUCCUGUUCAGCGCGAGGAUCAGUGUGACUGUCUGCCAGGAGUGUUACAAGUAGAAGAGAAAACUGACGAGGUGGGAGAAGGAAGAAGCAAGCUUGGGCCACCACAGACAACAAAACCCCAGAGCCUUGCACAACUUGAAGACUCUUCAUUAGCACAACUUGAAGCCACUUCAUUACCUCUCAGUGGUGUUACCUCUGAACUCCCUCCCACUGUAUCUCUUCCACUUGUGAAUAACAACCUUGAACCAUGUUCUGUUACCAUAGAUCCACUCCCACCACCUCGUCCUCCAACACCACCUCCUCCCCCACCACCACCUCCUCCCCCUCCUCCCCCACCUCUGCCUGUUGCUAAGGACGAUGUCCCAGAGACACUGGAGAAAGAUCUGCCUAGAAAGGAAGGGAACGAGAAGAGGAUCCCGAAGUCUGCCAGUGCCCCGUCAGCACACCUCUUUGAUAGCAGCCAGCUGGUCAGUGCCCGGAAGAAGCUCAGAAAGACAGCUGAAGGUUUGCAAAGGAGGAGGGUGAGCUCACCCAUGGAUGAGGUGCUAGCUUCCUUGAAGCGUGGUAGUUUUCACCUGAAAAAGGUUGAACAGCGAACUCUGCCUCCUUUUCCUGAUGAAGAUGAUAGUAAUAAUAUCUUGGCACAGAUAAGAAAAGGGGUAAAAUUGAAGAAGGUACAGAAAGAGGUGUUAAGAGAAUCAUUCACGCUUCUGCCCGAUACAGACCCUCUCACACGCAGCAUCCAUGAAGCUCUUAGAAGAAUUAAAGAAGCAUCCCCCGAGUCAGAGGAUGAAGAGGAGGCUUUGCCUUGCACGGACUGGGAGAACUAACAAGCAACAGAAAGAAGAAAAAUACCUACAGUUGAAGAUUGGUUCUGAUUCUUUGGAACACAACAGCUUAAGCACCUGUUUCCACAGUUGGAUUACAUCAGAUCCAAAGUAUAUUGGCUCAGUGGUGUGAAAAAGGCACAAUUGGCAAGUUAUCACUUUCCAGUCAUUCCAUUAGGUGGUGGUUAACAUGAGUUUUAGAUGUGCAAUGUUCCUGAUUGCAAUGAAAAAAAAAAAGCCUUCUGGUGAUUUCUGGGGGUUUCUUUAUGCACCUUCUCCUCCCGUCCACGUGUUUACAUCCUUAUAGCGGCCAGUUAAGCUAGGAAGAACACUGGGUUGACAGAUUUACUGUGAGCUGUGUUGGGACUGCUUUGAGAGCCAUCUUUCACUGCGCUGAAAGUCGUCUAAAAAUACAGAGCUGCUUCCAUAUCAGCUAUAAAAUAGUGUUGUACUCUGAAAAAGUUUAUCACGAUAGCUGUAUGUCAGGAAUUAAAAUCAGAUGGAAAUGCA